Molecule: messenger RNA, 3276 nt
Organism: Xenia sp. Carnegie-2017
Lineage: Eukaryota; Metazoa; Cnidaria; Anthozoa; Malacalcyonacea; Xeniidae
Product: WD and tetratricopeptide repeats protein 1-like
Exons: 11
Coding region: 497-2569 (690 amino acids)
Biological process (GO): negative regulation of fatty acid biosynthetic process
Cellular component (GO): Cul4-RING E3 ubiquitin ligase complex; cytoplasm
Molecular function (GO): protein binding
Source: RefSeq, a predicted model, not a curated record
GUUCAACUUACGACAAAACAAUACUUCUGACAUCUGUGUCGAAUACCCGACGGCGGAAUAAAAGCGUGCAGAACGGCAUGAGAACAGAAUGUUGAUGCCAGCCCGCUCAUUCACCCCUGCUGUGCAGGUUUGCAAAACUGGUUGCUGAAAUUUGUCCUUGCCAUUUAGUAGUGAUGAAUCUAGGGCAUGGGCCAACAUUUUUUACGAAAGGGGCUGAGUCAGGUUAGGUCAGAUGCUGCAAAAGCAAGUUCCUUAUCACCAUUCUCCAGUGCGGUUACCAAGUCCAACGACGCGGUUACAAAUUACAACUGAGGAAAGACCUGCGAGGUACUUGAGCAAGAAAGAAUGAAAAAAAUCCGUUCAACCUUUUAGCAAAUUUGUUUGGUGCUGGGAAACAUGUAAAUUAACGAACAUUUUAAAAAGAUUUGCAUUUAAAGGGCCUUGUACAUAUGUCAAGGAAUCCUGGUAGUGGAUUGUCUGGUUUUAAUAGCUUAGUAUGUCUUCUUACAACACGACACAGCUGCUGAGAGCUAGGACAGAAAAUGAAAAUUCCAACAGAAGAUUGGAAAGGCAACUUAGAAUGUACAAGCAUCUUGUUCAACGACUCGGAUUAGAAACGGAACUCAAGGGUCAUGAAGGGUGUGUAAAUUGUUUAGAAUGGAACCAAGAUGGCAGCAUAUUGGCAUCCGGAUCAGACGAUCUUCAUGCCAUAUUAUGGAAUCCUAUAAGACGUAAAAUCAUCCACAAGAUCAGCACAGGACAUAGUGCAAAUAUAUUCUCUGUCAAGUUUAUGCCAAACUCGGGAGAUACGGUUUUAGCCACAGGCGCAGGAGAUGCGCAGAUUCGUGUUCAUUCGGUUCCGCGUCAGGAUGUGAUCGCCAAGUUUAAAUGUCACAUGACAAGAGUCAAACGACUGGCGACAACUGCAGAUGAACCGUACAUGAUAUGGAGCGCUUCUGAAGACGGUGUUGUCAGACAAUUUGACCUGCGCCGCCAACAUACUUGCAAUGGUGACGCGACUUGUGCGAAUGCCCUGAUCGAUAUGACACAUCAUGUAGCACGGUGCGAAGUGAAGUGUAUUGAAGUCAACCCGUGUCGUUCAGAACUGCUAGCGAUUGGCUGUAGCGAUCCCUACGUUAGACUUUAUGACAGGCGAAUGUUGACCGAACAUUCUACGAACGUUGGUGCCAACAACUGCUCGACCAACACUCGUCAGAAGGCAACAGCCACCUUUGAAAGUGGUUGCACUCAGUAUUUUGCUCCCGGACAUCUUUCGGCUAGCGCGCGAAGUACUCGUAGACGCUCGGUCGUGUGCACAUACUUGAGUUUCAGUCCGAAUGGUCACGAACUGUUGGCAAAUCUUGGCGGAGAACAGUUGUAUUUGUUCGACAUAAACACUCAGCGACAACCGCUACAUUACACGAUCGAUUACUUUAACAAAGACGACAAGGCAAGCUCAUCAACAAGAAAUGAAUCAACCGAGGAUUCCGAAACGGUUCGUGCCACAUGCUCGGGCGAGCAAUCUACGGGAAAUAUUUUGAGAAAACGAAGAUCUCAAACGGCAUCUUCUGAUCGUUCAAAUUCAAACAACGGCUUUACAAAAACAGCGAAGUCGACUACGAAUCGCGACGGUAGCGCAUGUGCAGAAGGACCCCCCGAGCUUUCAGGCCAUGCGUUAGAGUUGAAGCGCAUGGCGAAUUCGGAAUACGAAGUUAAGAACUUCUGGGCCGCGAUCAAUCUAUACGGUGAAGCAAUAACGCUUGCCCCCGGUUGUUCCGUUCUUUAUGCCAACAGAGCCGCAGCUUUUAUUAAACGCGGAUGGUACGGUGACUUUUACGCGGCUCUUCGCGACUGCGAGCAGUCGUUGUCUUGUGAUUCGAUGAACUCAAAGGCGGCUUACCGACAGACCAGUUGCCUUUUCAAGCUGGGACAUUACCAAGAAGCUGCAGCUUCUUUGGAGAAAUUCAAGCGUUCCUUCCCCGACUUUCCUGUAAAAUCUCUUGAAAGAGAUAUUAAUGCUACCCUCUUUUCACAAGGAUACGAGACGCCGGGGAUGCAGCAAUCUAUAUCACGUGACAUUUCGCAUCAUCACGGGGAAAAGGAACUACGGAGGACGGCCAACGAUUACCAGUUAAGAUUUUGCGGCCAUUGUAAUACCGCAACUGACAUUAAAGAAGCGAAUUUUUUCGGCGCGAAUGGCGAGUACGUGAUCGCCGGUAGCGACGAUGGCUCCAUUUUCCUGUGGGAGAAACAGACCCAGAACCUUUUGCGCGUAUUGAAAGGCGACGAGAUGAUAGUGAACUGCUUGCAGCCGCACCCGAGUUGCGCUCUCUUAGCAACGAGUGGCGUGGAUCACCCGAUACGGUUGUGGAGUCCGCGUCCCGAAGGGACUUGCGACGAGCGAAGCGUCCCAGACGAAGAGUUCAUGGAGGUCGCGCAGUCCAAUCAGAGACGAAUGAAGUUCGAUCCGUUUGAAAUGAUGAUGAUGGAUUACACAUUCAUUAGAAACUAUGAUGACGAAGAGGGGGAGGGUGGGGAAAUUAUGCCGCAAAAUUGUCAAACGAGUUAGGAGUUACUUGGGGGUGAUUGGCUGAACAGUUUUGUUCAAUAGCGUAGACAGGGUUUUGUUUGGACAGUAAAAGGGAUGUAUUGAGGGGGGUCAUGUGAAGUGAAUCGUGUGGCUUAGGGUUUGACCGUUUAUUGGUAUACUACAAAUGGUAGCUGUUUGCGGUCUUCGCAAUCAUAACCUCCUCCACCCUCACCGCCGUUUUUCGAAGCGUGCAGAAUACAAUAGAUUUGCGAUAUUGCGAUAUCGUUUAACAUUAUCUGCUAAAUUAAGGUAUAGUGAGUUGAAGCAUGUGUUUGAAAAUAUCGCAUGGCUAAACUGGAAAGUUUAUAUUUCGCUCUCCUAAUUCAGAGUGGUAAUUUUGGUCGUGGUGCGUUUUUUUUGCAGUGGGAGGGGAAGAAUGCAGGACUUACGCAUGCGCCAUCUUCCAGGUACUGUUAAGCCUUCUAAACUUGGCUUUUCACUACAUUUGCUUUAAAGGAAUCAUUUUCCUCUACAAGUCGCCCAACAUAUACUCUUCAACGGCCCACUCGGCUUUAACUCGGAUAAUUACGCUUGGUAUAUUUGCACUCUAUUUAUGCACGAGGUACUCGUAUGUUUUAACGUACUAACACAUCUUCCUUUAGACUAUGACGUCAGUCCCUGGAUGGCAAUAAAAUACGUAAAUAGGAGAAGAUAGUAAAUUCUAGAUAUUUUUUUGCAUUCUUUCA